Messenger RNA from Tribolium madens (black flour beetle), 1772 nucleotides. RefSeq names its product fasciculation and elongation protein zeta-2 (gene Unc-76). The coding region runs from base 62 to 1273 and encodes 403 amino acids. The transcript is spliced from 7 exons. Gene Ontology annotation, cellular component: cytoplasm; axon. Lineage: Eukaryota; Metazoa; Arthropoda; Insecta; Coleoptera; Tenebrionidae. The record is from RefSeq and is a predicted model, not a curated record.
AGCGGCGUCGUUGGUUUUCCGCAGUGUUGUGCAGGCUGUGAGUGAGGAGUGGUGUUUCGCCAUGCGGGAUUUGGCCACAAAAAUGGCCGAAUUAAAAUUUGAAGCACCACUAGCCCAAUUCGAGGAAUCGGAUGAAUGGGGUUCGACCGAGUUUCAAAACGCCACCAUAAAAAACGAGAACGAACUCAACAACAUCAACCUCAACAAAAAAAUCAAAGACAUCAACGACGUCUUGAACGAUUUCAAUGAAGACAUCCUCAACAAUUCAAACACUGAAGCUUUGCCGCCAAAAAACGUGAUUUUGAAAAACGGUGAAACGGCCUCAGUGGCUGAUAAUUUUACUGAAACUUUUUCGGGCUCGCUUGAGGAUCUUGUUAACACUUUUGAUGAAAAAAUCACCAAGUGCUUCGGCAAUUAUGAAGAGUCGGUGGAGAAGUUGGCCCCCGUCCAGGUCAGGACGCAAGAGGAGAUCAUGAACGAAUGCCAAAUGUGGUGGACCAUAACGGGAAACUUCGGCAACAUUCUCCCCAUCGACUGGUCGAAAUCUUACGCGAGGAAAUUGCACAUGCCAGCUCUCAAUUUAAACGAGAAGGAAGCCACAACUCCCGACGACGACUUGGAAUUAAGUUCAGAAGACGAGGCUGUCGCCAGUGAUUUAGACAUGCACGCCCUCAUCUUGGGGGGCUUGCACCAAGACACUGAACCCCUUAAAACCGCAGACGAAGUCAUCCAAGAGAUAGACGACAUGAUGCAGGAGGAAACGUGUUCGUUGGACGGUUCUCCGGGAUCACGAGACUCCAUAAUUGAGACCAAUGAAACUCUGGAAAAGGCGAAAGAAGUUCUAAGCUCGCCGUUAUAUGAAGACAAAUUACGGGACUUGAGUCUAUCGCAGUUAAAUGAAUUAUUUCUGGAACUAGAAGUUUUAAUUAGGGAAUUUUCGGAAACACUUAUUUCGGAAUUGGCCCUUAGAGACGAGUUGGAGUACGAAAAGGAGUUGAAGAAUACUUUUAUUUCUUUACUUCUUGCCGUUCAAAAUAAACGUAGACAAUACCAUGUUGAGAAGAAGCGGAGUCUAAAAAAUGCGUCCAAAACUCCCAGUGGACUUGACCCGAAAUAUUUAACCACUGUCAUUCCGUACCACUUAGAUAGCGGACCGCCAGAUAAUCAAACUUUACAAGUCCUGAUUAAAAUUUUGAAAGCCAUAAAUGAAGACAGCCCCACAGUUCCCACUUUAUUAACGGACUAUAUCUUAAAAGUUAUAUGUCCGACGUAAAGUAGUCAAACAAGCACAGAUGAGAACCCAAAAUCUAGCUUAAAUAUAUUUAGUCUAGGCUUGAAAUAGCACAGAUUUCAGUUGCAAUAUUAAUUUAUUUUCUGGUUGUUAAUAUUGUUCCUUUGUAUAUUUUUUUAAGUGAUGUGUAUAUAUUUUGCUUGAACAUUCUAGUCUAAUAAUUAUGUAAUUGUAAAGUAACAAAUUAAAUGUGAAACUAUUAAUCAUAAGUAUUAUGCACAUCUUUGCUAUAUUUCGUGCAAUAUGCACAUUUUAAAUUCAUAUUUUUUGUACAAAGUGAUAUUAGCUUCUACAUAUGACGAGUUUUUUAUUCUUGCCAGGUUUGCGUUCGUAAAAAAAAUGUUUUUGCUGACGAAAAUAAUAUAAGGUUAAAUCUAGGUGAAUUUAACAUUUAAUGUCUUAAAUGUUACCUGUUUCAGAGCCAGCCGUUGAUAAUAUUAUUGUAGAUCUCAAUCAAAUAAACCUUUGCAAUUCAAAACCA